Pocillopora verrucosa is the source of this 1050-nucleotide messenger RNA. NCBI's taxonomy places the organism in Eukaryota, Metazoa, Cnidaria, Anthozoa, Scleractinia, Pocilloporidae. The record is from RefSeq and is a predicted model, not a curated record.
UAACCCUGGACAGUUGUACCCUGUUGUGACGAUACGGUGAAGAUGAACUUUCUUCGUUUCGCUUUCCCCUUGGCGUUGCUUGUAGCAGUUCAGCUAACCACUUUAACAUGGGCUGCGACGAAUGUGACAAAAACCUCAGGAAAAGAUUACGAUGAGCAAGGAGAACACCUGGGUGAACAACCAGUACGUCGCGUAGUACCAGCGUGCGAUCUUGACUCCUUCUCAUUGGGUGAUAAAAAACCAACCUUUCCAGAGCAGCCAGGUGUCACCCUUCCCCUCUGCCCAGACAAUCAAUAUGCCAUUUUCUAUAAUAAUAAUUGGGGAAUUGCACGGUACACACUCUACAAGAUUACCGCCGCACAAGCCUUGAAAGCCAAGACAAACCCAGUACCAAGACCUAAUGACCCAUGGCAACUGGAUAAGACGCCAGGGAUUCGUCAAGGAAGCAGUGCAUUGUAUCAAAACCAACCUUUUCCGGGUAGAUACCACAAAGGUCACCUCGUUCCUGUUAACAUCUUACGUUACAGCGAUGAAAGUGUUCGUGCCACUUUCACCUACACCAACUGCGUGCCGCAAAUUGGGAAUUUCAACACAGGUCAGUGGAAAAAGUACGAACUAAAAAUAGGGAAAUAUGCUCAGGACUAUUGUGCUCCAAUAGGCGGAACUCUUUACCUGAUCACUGGAACAUCACAAGUUAAAUUUGAUGAGAAACUUAAUCUUCAAGGCGAAAUAACCGGGGUGGAUAAGUCGGUGGAUAAAAUGGAGUUGUUCCAUGGCAACGUGGAUGCACACCAAAAGAUCGAAAUUCCAAACUCAAUGUGGACGGUGGGCUGUUGCUUGAACUUGAAUACCAAUCAAGUCGUGGGAGCGUUUGGCGUAAUGGGUGAUAAUUCUUUAAACAAAAAGCCCUUAAAUAAAUUUAUGAUGUCCCAACAAAACGUUGCAUAUGUUGAAAGCGCCCUUAAAUCAGAGAAUCCAACAGUUAAGUUGUUUCCUUACGGCGAGGGUUGUUAUAAGUUAGAAAAUAACGUUGAAUUGAAUAAGAUAUAA